GCAGGGAAUGCUGUACCAUACAGUUCAUAACAGGACAUUUGAUGCGUUAAUAGCAGAAAUAAUCUGGGAAUUGAUGAACCACUACUGGAUCGUAUGAAGCGUAGCAGGAUGGAUGUUGAGAGUCUGAGUAAAGCAGAGCUGCUAAUGCUACUGAGUAUACUAGAGGGAGAGCUGGAGGCGCAGGACCUCGUCAUUCAAACUCUCAGGGGACAGCAGCGAGACGCAUUUGUGCAGGAGCGGUACGGGCGCUAUGACCUCAGCGAUCCCUUCAUGGCUCUACAGAGAGACAGCGAGGCAAUGCAGGGUCACGACCAGGGUCAGCCCCAGGCUCGUGGUCAUGGUGGGAGAGGCCAAAUCAACCCAAGCCCGCUGGCUGUCCUGAAGCUGGUGAUGAGCCACUGCAAGCGCAUGCAGGAGAAGAUGAUGGCACAGUUAGCGGCGGCCGAGAGCAGACACAGACGGGUUAUCGCUGACCUGGAAGAAGAGAAGCGGCGCCAUGCCCAAGACAUGGCUGAAGGCGAUGAUGUCACAUACAUGCUGGAGAAGGAAAGAGAGCGACUACUGCAGCAGUUGGAGCUAGAGAGAGCACGGGCUGAGCGUCUGGAGCGCGAAUGUCACUCGCUUUCUGCCCAGGUGGAGGAGAACCAGGCACAGCAGCAGCAGCUCUCUUCUAACCUGGCUAAAGAAUGUCAGCGUGCCAGUGCCCAAGCUCAGGAAGAGAGUGAACGUGUUGCUCAGAUGUGCAGGCAGCUGGAGCAGGAACGCAGUGCCACGCAGGGUCUGCAAGAAGACCUGGAGCGGGAGAAGGCACGUGCCAUGCAAACAGAGGCCAGAGUCGAGCGCCAGAUGGCCGAGUUUGACACGGAGCGCGAGCAGAUGAAAGCGAAGCUGCUCAAGGAAGAAAGCCACAGCCAAGAGCUCCGGGAGCUGAUCGAGCACCUAAGGAAAGAGCUGGAGGAUAUGAAUGAGAAGGAGAAGGGAUGGAGGGAAAAAGUGGAGGAGGAUAGGAAAGCAGCUGAAAAGCAGACAAAAGCAGUGUCAGCUUCUGCAGCCUGCCAGACUGAACCAGAUGGGAAAGUGGUUGUCACUGAAAAAACCCAACGUCUGAGACUCAACGGGCAUCAACUGCGUAAAGAGAGUGAGUCUUCAGAAGAGAAAAGUACUGAAAAUGGCGGAGCAGAGAACGGAGGAGCUUUGAGCUCACCCGUGCAUGCACUCCAGUCGCCUUCUCCAAGCAGCACGGCCUGCUCAUCACUCUCCUCCUCCCCAUGCUCCUCACCUGUAUUGGCCAAGCGCUUGGUGUCGCUGGGCACCAGCAGCCCCACGUACCCAUCAUCGUACCAAGCAAGCGUGAACCAGCGCUUCCAUGCUGCCAGGCACAAGUUCCAGCAACAGGCGGAGCAGAGCGGAGCGACGCCCCUGUCGCCUCGUGAGCUUUCACCCACCUCUACACCAGUGCCCCCACUGUCCGAGAACUCCGCUGCAAAGCAGAUGGCUCGCAACACUGUCACACAGGUUCUGUCACGCUUCACCAGCCAACAAACAGCAGGCAAGGCACCCGCUCCAAACAGCUCACCAUUUGGCACUGAUUACCGUACACUUGCGACCGCCUCCUCACCCACCAGCAAAGCGGCGUGCCCUCUGUCUCCUGGUAUCCGCUCGCCCAUAAUCCCACGGGGUGAGAGAAGCUUUGCAUCUCCUGUAACCCAGAAGAAGCCUGGCACCAACCAGAAUCCAGGCUCACCCAUAUCAGCAUCGUCGCCUCGCUCUUAACUUCCCGAGCUCUCAAAUAGCUGCGGGAUAAGCAGCACACAAGAGGGCGCUAAAGAGCUCGACCUGCUUGUGUCCAAAUCCAGCUAACCACUAACAAGGCUUCACCACUAAAACUUUUUUAAAUUUAGCACUAGGCUUACUAGAAGACUGGUAUUCUGGAAACUGGUGAAAUCCAAAAUGGCAUGAAGCCCUAAACAUAAUGGACAAAACUUAUAGAAAAAAAAAAACACUUGCACAUACUAAGGCUGCAGAUUAACUAAUGAGUCAAAUCAAACACUGAUAAUUUUUUUCUUUCUUUUUUUUUUGCAUGGUGAACAGUGAAGCUCAACAAAAUAUACAAAUCCGACGAACUACAGGCCAAAGCCACAAAUAGCUCAGAUUAAAGGGACUUAUUCAUACGCAGACCCUCUCGACUCCACCGGUAUCCCUUCUCUAACAGAUAACCGAGCACUCGAAACACUCAAAGCACUCACACUUUCACUCCUCUGUUCCUUCACUCUCCAAAUCCACACAUAAAAACAGAUUGGAGAAGCAGAGCAGGGGACUGUAGACACUACAUGAUCAAGACAACAUUUAUUUAAAUGUCCUUUUUUUUUUUUUUUUAGUAAAUACAUUAUAAUAUUAGCAUCUUGUAUAUGAAGAUAUAUUAUUUAUCCCUUUCAAGCUCCUCUCAUGCAUAUUCUAAAUUAUAAAAAGCAAAAAAAAAAACAUCAAUUCUGAUUUUAACCAGCAAUAAUUAAUGACUCAGGUGACCAAUCAAGGGUUAGAAUAAACAUGAACCGAUCGCAUUUGAUAUUAUGUAGUGAAAUGAAAGAUAUACGCUCUAAAAACUAUUUGCAAGCAAAACAAAUUGCACUUUGGAUCUAUGAAACCCUCCUGCUUUCACUGUAUAUUAAAGUGGCACCUCUUCUCAUGGAUGGGAGGACGAAAAAAAGCUUUUUCGAGCUACAUGAGGAAGAAUAUUUCAUAACAUUAAUACACAUUUAGAGAAUUUAAUAUAGUAGAAAACUUUUUACAGCUUUGAGACUCCGUUGUUCAGGACUCUGAGGAUGUAGGUAGUAGUAAUAAAAAAAUGAGAAGAAACGAUUCAGUGUGCGCUGAAUUGCUGCUAUCAGAGUUCUGUGAAAGCAGCAUUAUGCUCGUCAAUUUGCUGUGGCCUCAUUGUGUGUCUUUUGCAAACUGUUAACAGCAUAUUAGCAGAACAAACUAAUAACCUGAAGUUAGCGAGCUUGAUGAAAUCCUUACUUAAAGAGAAGAGUCACACCGGUAUAAUCUCAGAGCAAAGGCUGUGUGCAUCUCCUGGAUUUAGGGAGUGAGCAAGCUUGUUAGUUAGAAUAAAAUAUGUAGAACAGAUACUGAACUGAUUUACUUGCUUAAAGUAUCAAACUACUCAGAAACUUACCCAAAAACUGCUAGUUACAUUAUAGCUAGUUAUCUAUUGACUUUUUUAUCUACUCAAUGAAAUACAAAUUCCCCAACUCCAAAUCAGAUUACAUCAACACUGCCAACACACCAAUCACAGGACAAAUAAAUGCCUUACCUGUUCAAAUGGAGACAAAAAAAGGUCAGUCCUGAAUUUAUUUUCCUUUUUGACUAAAUGAUUUCUCUUCUCUGAUUGGCUGCCUGUUACUGUGUAGACUGCUUUCGUGCCUAAAAUUAGGCCCUCCGUCUCUAACCAGACACAACACCGACAUUCAAUUGAGUUUUUUUAAAGAUUAUAAAAUCCUACUCUGUUAUUUAAAACUGUCAAAGAAACAACAAAAAGCAUUUGCAUUAUUGUCGAGAUCAGAGGUGCUCAAACUUGUUCCUAUGAGGAGGCGAAAUCAAACUCGAAUGAGGCCAUUGGGCAAAAAAUCAAUUUUGAGUUAUAGCAAACGCAAUGUUAAAACUGUGGUUUUUCUUAAGAUUUAAUUUUUUUUCAAAAAGAGUCAAAAGAAAUAGAUCGCAUGACUCUGUAAACUGCUUGACUAAUGCAGUUUUAUUUUUAAAGUUCGAGUUCAGUGAAACUUAUAAUACAAUGAGAAACAAUCCAAUUGAUUAAACACUACAGUUCAAGGCCUGAUACAGCGAUUCAGUGACCUCUAAUAAUAGACAUAAAAAUGGUCAUUAUUUUUCUAAAGUUUUUUCAAUUGGCAUUUUUUUCCCCAUUUUCUUCUCUUGGCAUGGUGGUCCAAACCAAAGGUCACAAUGUUUGGGCGUCUCUGGUCUGAAACCCAGUCUUAUGUGUUUUCAUGUUACAUUUUCAUGUUAUUUUGUGAUGCAUCACCUGAUUGUUCACUUUGAUGGAUUUGUUAGUGAAGCUAAACUUUUACUUAUUAGUCAUAAAGUGUUUAUUGUGACAUUUUUGUACUUUUUUAAAAUUGGAAAUGAUCUUAAAAUCCCUUUAAGGAAUAUUAUUUUCUUUUACAAAUCUUUGUACUGUAUACUAUGCUGCUACUUUGAAUUUGAAACAUCUCAGAUGCAGGGUUGAAAAUAACUGAAUUUUUUAAAUAAGUUUCAUGCAACAGGAUAAAAGUUAAAAAAGGUUCUUUUGAACCGGAUUAUUUGAUCGUUUAAUGCGAUUUAAUUCAGUCUAAAGUUUAAUCUUUGACUAAAUGUAAAUUUGUGUAAUGCAAACCAUCAUCCUGAGCAUAAAGAGCAUGUUCUUUUUAAGCAGUAAAAUACAGAAGAGCAGAUUUUAUUUGGUCUAAGCAUGUAAAGAAAGACAGCAUAAUUACUAAAAAUAUUUAACUCGAAUUGACUGAGAGAACUUGGCAAACAUCGCCCUCUAGUGUCAGUAAUGAGGAAAAACUCUCACUCCCAUUUAACCAUAGAAUUCUUUUUACUCAUUUGGAGCAAUAUGUAAAGUGAUAGUUUUCUUUUUACUUUUUUUUUCUGGAAUAAGGGGUAAAAAAAACAAUUCCCUCUAAAUCUGCAGCCAGGUGGUAGUGCAGGUCAACUCUAGCACGUACUUUGAAACAAUAUAUAAUCUGAAAAAUCAUUAGGAAAUAAAUUAACCAGGACUUCCUGCAUGCUUUCUUUUUCUGUGAGAUCAUGUAACAUCUAAAACAUUUUGCCUCAUGUAUACACAAUUCGAUCCACUUUAUACACCGUCCACUUCAUAAAGAUUUGUAUGUAACUGUAGUCGUUCAUUCAAGAUACUAGAAAUAGCAUACUAGGAAUGAAGGUUACUCAUUAGAUUAAGCACAAAUGGGUUCAAAAGGAAGGUUUUGUGAUGAUUUGAAUCUUUUUCUAGGGCUGUGGAAUAGAUGUGAAGAGGCUUUAAAAAAUAUAUACUAUCACUUAAUGAAUUGUUGUAUAUUUCAUGUUUUGAGUCUUACCGGCCGUUAAAAUAUUUCCUUAAUCCUGUCACUCUGGUCGAAAUGAUUUAGAUGCAUAUUGAAGUUUGAAACACUUCAGUCUGAAGUUUAACCUGUAGGUUCUAAAGAUGAUGUUUAACUCCUUCUUGUCUGAUACCUCACACAGCUUUUACUGUACAUUUGUUUUGCCCAGCACAAUCCUGGGCUUGUACUACUGUACUUUUUGUGACUUUUUAUUUUUUAUAAUAAGCCUGUUCAUCUUGAAGAUGGUGGAUAUGCAUUUUAGCUGGUGUUCUUUAAUAGAAUUGCUCCACCUUGCAGUUUUUUUUUAAAUACUUGGGAAAAUAAAACCUUUUGGAGCUCAA
Molecule: messenger RNA, 5437 nt
Organism: Silurus meridionalis
Lineage: Eukaryota; Metazoa; Chordata; Actinopteri; Siluriformes; Siluridae
Gene: cttnbp2nlb
Product: CTTNBP2 N-terminal like b
Source: RefSeq, a predicted model, not a curated record